This is a messenger RNA of Triplophysa dalaica, 5565 nucleotides long. RefSeq names its product EH domain binding protein 1 (gene ehbp1). The record is from RefSeq and is a predicted model, not a curated record. Gene Ontology annotation, molecular function: protein binding. The coding region runs from base 666 to 4526 and encodes 1286 amino acids. NCBI's taxonomy places the organism in Eukaryota, Metazoa, Chordata, Actinopteri, Cypriniformes, Nemacheilidae. The transcript has 26 exons.
GGGAGGAAAAUGAUGGAGUCCUGAUACGCGGAGUUUGUGUGUGAACGUGAAAACAGCGCUGGAAUUUCCCUCAACCGGGAAAACCAUCGCUUCAUCUCGCCCUCAUACUCCUCAGCUUGAUUGUUGUCAGAACGAGCGGGACUAUCCAAGGAAAAGUGUUUUCUCUGCUUCAGUUUGCCAUAAGAUAGCCCGCCUGGCUAAGGUUAGCCGAGGCUGCUAGCGGAGCUCUAUGGAAAGAUCCUGGCAGUGCGGCUCUUUAGCUCGUUAGCGGGCUGAAUGCCGCCACGCGCCUCCCGCCGCAUCGGGCGCGUUCAGCCGCCGCUGCGGCAUUAUCCACGCGGUAUAUUGACACCUGGAAAGGAGGAAUACUGAAUUUCAUGGAGAGUUUACUUUGAAGGAUUUACUGUACGAUAUGAGCAACGCGAGAGCUUUCAGUCGCCCCCAUGGAUUUAACAUGUCAUCACGGUGAUCUGCGUUUAUCAGCCCUAAUGGUGUGACGUUUCCAUACCCGAUUUUCACCCACUUAAAAUAUAAAUGAAUGCACAGAAGUCAGAUUUGUACGGACACUUUUGAGAAGGAUUCCAAGCAGACGAUUUGCCAGGAGGCGGCGUCAAAACGGGACAGUAUUUUGUGCAAACUGUCAGUUCCUCGGUACGGGAAGAAACAUGGCUUCGGUGUGGAAGAGACUGCAGCGUGUCGGGAAACAUGCCUCCAAAUUCCAGUUCGUGGCAUCCUAUCAGGAACUCAUGGUGGAAUGCACUAAGAAAUGGCAACCGGACAAGCUAGUUGUCGUCUGGACACGCAGGAGCCGAAGGAAAUCAUCCAAGUCUCAUAGCUGGCAGCCUGGCAUCAAGAACCCUUACAGAGGAGUGGUCGUGUGGCCUGUUCCAGAGAACAUUGAGAUUACUGUUACCCUCUUUAAGGAUCCCCACGCAGAGGAGUUUGAAGACAAGGAGUGGACCUUUGUCAUUGAGAAUGAGUCUCCAUCGGGACGUCGGAAAGCGCUGGCUACCAGCUGCAUUAACAUGAAGCAGUAUGCCAGUGCCAUGCCCACUCAGACGGACGUCAAGCUUAAGUUCAAGCCGCUGUCCAAGAAAGUCGUUUCGGCAACGCUGCAGUUCUCUCUGUCGUGCAUUUUUCUGAGAGAAGGAAAAGCCACUGAUGAAGAUAUGCAGAGUCUGGCCAGUCUUAUGAGUAUGAAGCAGGCUGAUAUUGGCAAUCUGGAUGAUUUUGAGGAAGAGAAUGAAGAAGAUGAGGAGAAUAGGGUAAACCAGGAGGAAAAGGCUGCCAAGAUCACAGAGAUUGUGAGGCAGCUGAAUGCUCUCAGCUCUCUAGAUGGAGAUCCAGAUGACUGCCUAAAGCAAGCACUUAAACCUGACUCCUCUUCUGAAGAGCUGAUCAGCAAGUUGAACUUCCUGGAUCAGGAGGACCAAGACCAGAGCAACAUGAGCUUCAACCCCUUCGAUGAACCUAAUGACCCGGCUGACCUUAACCCUUUUGGUGACCCGGAUGAGGAAGAACCGUCUCCUGAGCCUCAUGUUCAGUCCACUAUCAAAGAUCACGACCCUGAAUACAAUCAAAACACCUCGCAGCCAUCCAACCCUUUUGAUGAACCCGACCCAGAUCCGGAUACUCAGUACGGAAACCCGUUUGAUGAACCUGAGCCCCAGCCCAAAAUGUCUCCACCUAGAAGCAGCAAGAGGAAGAACAUCCGGCCAGUGGACAUGAGCAAGUACCUGUAUGCCGACAUCGCUAGAACCGAGGAGGAGCUGGACGAGUCAAACCCAUUCUAUGAGCCCACUUCCUCCAGUGCAGCCACGUCCGACCAUGAAAGCAGCACUUUAGAGAAGAGCACCAAACGCCAGGCACCUCACCCUCCGUAUGCUGGCCCCAACCCCGCCGUGCUCCCCGGUGGCCCUGCACCAAAGACAUCAGCCUUCGGGGGAACGACCUCUAGUCCUGUCCCGGCCCCGUUAGCUGUCGCAACUGUGAUGGGGAGAGAGUUGUCUUCCUCAUCGCCUAAACCCAGUCCAAUUCCCAGCCCUAUUCUCGGAGGGAGGCCGAACGCCAGUCAGUCUUUGUUGGCCUGGUGUCGUGAGGUCACUAAGAAUUACAGAGGAGUUAAAAUCACCAACUUCACAACGUCCUGGAGGAACGGACUGGCCUUCUGUGCUCUGUUACACCACUUCAGACCCAACCUCAUUGACUACAAGGCUCUCAAUCCUCAAGAUAUUAAAGAAAACAACAAAAAGGCAUACGACGGCUUUGCCAGUCUGGGAAUCUCGAGGCUUCUGGAGCCGUCCGACAUGGUUCUGCUCGCAAUCCCAGAUAAGCUGACGGUGAUGACAUACCUGUAUCAGAUCCGGGCGCAUUUCAGCGGUGAGGAACUCAACGUCGUGCAGAUCGAAGCGAACAGCAGCCGUAGCACGUACAAAGUUGGAGAUUUCGAAACGGACACAAACAGUUCCAUCGACCAAGACAAGUUCUACGCAGAGCUUAAUGACGUUCAUCGCCAGUCCCCCAAACCGGGUACCACCAACGGUGGGCACGGCGAGAACGCGGAGCAGGAAGUUUUGUCAGUGGUGACUAGAGGUGGAUCUUUGUUCGCAGCCCCAGGUGAAGCAGCCUCUUCAUUGCGGCCUUCUCCGGCAGUAUCGAGUGGCCUUGAUUCUACAGUGGCUUCAGAACCUCACCCACAACCUGGCCAGUGCAUCAGAACCACACUGGACACCUCCACCAGCCAACCUGACCCUGAACAGAAAAGACUCCUGAAAGCUGAUACACUGGACAUGGGUGAUCUGUCUCACAGGGUGGCGAGAGAAAAAGAGAUAGUACAGUCUGGUGGACUGACCCCUGAGGACACCAAAGACUCCAGGGAGCAGAAUGAGCCUUCGGGGACGGGCGAGAAGCUGGCAGAGUCUGGGUUGCCCACAUGGCACACCGGGCCUUCACUAGUGAACAAAAACAAACUGGGGUUAACUUAUAACAAAGACGCUGAUCUUAUAAAGAAAAAGAGAGCAAGUUUGCGUCACUCUGAAUCCGACAGCACCUCAGACAGCAGUAUCCACACCAACCACACGCACAUAUCUGUUAAACAAGUAAAGCAGGAGGUUGUACCUGCCCCAGCGUCUAACACCAGCGAGGAGAAGAGGGUUUUAUCCCGUCAGGAGGAACUGAAAGAGCGGGCAAGGCUGCUUUUGGAACAGGCCCGUAGAGAUGCUGCAAUGAAGGCCGUAAAUAAAAGCAACACCAGCGCGCAGUCGCCCACACAAACGCUGCAGAUUGUUGAUGAGCGUGAUGAAGAACGGCGCAGGCAGCUGCGAGAGAGAGCCAGGCAGCUGAUAGCGGAGGCACGAUCCGGGGUAAAGAUGGCUGAACUGCCUCUCUACACUGACUCCACCUCUGUUGCCUGUAGUGCAGCUGUGAGCAACUUAAAAGGAAGGUCAAAGACAGCUGGAGAUGUGGUGGAUGGGUUGAGUGUGGAGGAUGAGGGGGGCAGACGAGAAAAAGAGGCUGCGGUGGCAGUCGCUGAUGUUGUCACUUAUACUAACCAUGAGGAGGACAUCUCAUCUUCAUACCUUCUUGAGGAUGAUUUUACUAACUCUUCCAAUGAUCUGGCAUCUCUGGGUGUGAUGAACAGCAGACACGUGGACCUGAAGCUCAAAAAACUGACAGAGUUUCGACCACAGGGUUGCAGCUCUCCUUCUUCGUCUUCCUCUUCCUCAUCGUUGACAGUGUCUAGUAACUCGCCUCUGAGCCCUGAAUCGGGUGGCCUGCAGAAUAAUGCAGAUGAGCUGAACGCGGAGCGUCUUCGCAGGGCUACAGAACGUCUGCGCAGUCCUGUCGUUUUCCACAAGGAGUCAGCUGUCAGGAAAACGCAGCUUAAAUCCUUCAGCCAAUACGUAGAGACCAGGCCAGAGGUUAAAAGGCAGAGAUCAGUACCUGAAGAUCUGAGGCGGACGGGCGAGGAGAGAGGGGCUCUGACGGAAAUAGACGGACGAAAGCCAACUGAAGAUGAACAGAAAGCGUUCAAAGACACCAGUCAGUACGUGGUGGGAGAACUGGCGGCGCUGGAGAGUGAGCAGAGGCAGAUCGACACACGGGCCUCGCGCGUGGAGAAGCGUCUGCGCUAUCUCAUGGACACAGGGAAUAACAAGGAAGAGGAGGAGGCCAUGAUGCAGGAAUGGUUCAUGCUGGUCAACAAGAAGAACGCUCUGAUCCGCAGACAGAACCAGCUCUCUCUACUGGAGAAGGAACAUGAUCUGGAGAGACGCUUUGAGCUGCUGAACCGAGAACUAAGGGCAAUGCUGGCAAUUGAAGACUGGCAGAAGACAGAGGCGCAAAAGCGCCGUGAGCAGCUCCUGCUGGAUGAGUUGGUCAUACUGGUCAACAAACGUGACGCGUUGGUCAGAGACCUGGACGCACAGGAGAAAGAAGCUGAAGAGGAAGACGAGCACCUGGAGAGAACCCUGGAACAGAAUAAAGGCAAGAUGGCAAAGAAAGAAGAGAAAUGUGUUCUUCAGUGACGGACAUUUCCCCAGCACAAAUAUGCUAAAGGAGAAAAAAAUGUGUACACUACAAUGUGUUGAAAUGUAUUCGUGUUCUAAAGACCACAGCAUACACUUUAUUCUUGUUAUUUUAAAUCUUUACAUGUAGAAUCUUUUGUCAUGGCUGAGGAACUGGUGAAGGCCCCAAGAUGCUUUCUGUUCUGUGAUUACCAGAGAGAUAUUGUGUCACAAACAUACAAAACAUUAUUAUUACUGUUCUUGUUUUUAUUAAGUUUGAUUUCAUAAACAAGGUACUUAAAGAACUAAUAUUGGAUGAGAUUUGAAGAUGUACAAUUUUCAAACUUUCUGACUGAGUGGUUUAUCUGUUGUAAUACAGAGACCAAAAAAAAUUUUUUUGGGAAAACAAACUUCAGAAUAUUCUCUUUUCUUACAGGAAAUAAUUUCUUACAGGAAUUGAUCACUUAAAGUUUCUUACAGCAUUUUAGAGUUUUGACUGGGAAUAUUUUCCGUUGUUGAAUAGGAUUGUAUUUCCAAGUCAUAUUGUAUUUCAGUUUUAAGAAAAUCAAUCAACAAGUUCUUCCCUUACAAGAAUUUCCUAUGUGUAAAAUAUUUUGAGAAGGGGCUUAUUCCAUUUUAAAAACGUAUUUUGUGUUUUACUGGCUUUUUAUGUUUAAUACGUUUACCAACAUUUUAGAGGUUGACAUGAAUGAAAUACUGCGAGUGCUUAUACAAAAUAAACAGUCGUGAUGUACAUUUAAUUGUACUGUUUAAGGCUUAAAAAGCUAGAAAAUAUCUUUUCAGAAGCAGUCACGAUCGGAGUAAUUUAUUACUGUUUGAGACGUUUUUAAAGUAACCAUCUUCACAAUCCUGUACAUUUGCUUAUAAGGACUUUGUUAAUAUUUAUUGUGUAGUUAGAAAUAAGCUUUUCUUGUUACCUUUUUUUCUGCUUCAUAUCUUUUUGAGCAUCAAAGGUUUAUUUAUUCCACUGUACUAUAAAUAUCACUGUUCAAUAAAACCCAAAUGAUUUCAUACUCGAAUUAAACAGCAGUUGGUGUUG